Maylandia zebra (zebra mbuna) is the source of this 861-nucleotide messenger RNA. RefSeq names its product PRELI domain-containing protein 1, mitochondrial. NCBI's taxonomy places the organism in Eukaryota, Metazoa, Chordata, Actinopteri, Cichliformes, Cichlidae. The record is from RefSeq and is a predicted model, not a curated record. Gene Ontology annotation, cellular component: mitochondrial intermembrane space.
UCCACUUUUUUUCUUCUUUGUUUCUGUCUCAAAUAAGCAGCUGCUACAAAGAAACCCCCGAGCUGCCCCGCUGCUGUGUUUUAUCCAUGCCGGCUCACUUACAGUCCGCCGGGCUUUGAGAAACACGCGCUUUAGCUGCUGAAUGAGCUCUGUUAGUACAUGCCGACAUGGGGAGGUAUUUCCACAGCGAGGUGGACAUUAAGAGCCCGUGGCAUCAGGUGCUGGCUGCCUUCUGGCAGCGCUACCCAAACCCAUACAGCACCCAUGUACUCACGGAAGAUGUCCUAUACCGCGAGGUCACCUCCAGCAACCACCUGCUGUCCAGGCGACUGCUGACGAAGACCAACCGCCUGCCGGGCUGGGCGGAGCGGGUCUUCCCCAUGCACAUGGCUCGGGCGGUCUAUGUCCUGGAAGAUUCUAUCGUGGACCCUCAGGCCCACACGCUCAUCACCAAGACCUGGAACCUGAACCACAACACGCUGAUGACUGUUGUGGAGCGGUGUCUGUUUGAAGAGAACCAUGGUCGGCCAUCUUGGACCAAAUUGAGGAGGGAGGCCUGGAUCUCCACAGCUGUAUAUGGACUGGGUCGACCCAUACAGGAAUUCGGUCUUGCCAGGUUUAAAAGUAACCAAGCUAAAGCCAUGAGAGGGCUGGAGUACUCUCUCUCCAAGCUACAGACUAGUGACCAGGGAGAGUCAUCAGAGAAGCAAAAGCCCCUCCCACCACAAGCCACGCCGACCCCCAACCAGAAACCCAAACAGUUUGUCUGAACCUCAGUAGGAACAACAAGCCCACAAUAGAGAUUGACAGACCACGUGACUUUUGCGCAUUGCAUGCCGGGAACUCGUGGCAAAACAAUCC